This is a messenger RNA of Suncus etruscus (white-toothed pygmy shrew), 3618 nucleotides long. RefSeq names its product adhesion molecule with Ig like domain 1 (gene AMIGO1). The transcript has a single exon. The coding region runs from base 198 to 1679 and encodes 493 amino acids. NCBI's taxonomy places the organism in Eukaryota, Metazoa, Chordata, Mammalia, Eulipotyphla, Soricidae. Gene Ontology annotation, molecular function: protein binding. Gene Ontology annotation, biological process: brain development. The record is from RefSeq and is a predicted model, not a curated record.
CCUGAGAAGACAGACUUGGGGGGUCAUGCAGGAGAGCAGAGGGGUGACCUUCUCUGCUGUGACCUCUUCUUUAAGUCUCUAGUGACACAGCCCAUCACUUCUCCACCACCACCACCACCACCAGAACAUGCCUGGGUGAACUCUCUGUGUGGCUCUCUCCUGUGGCCUCCUUAGUCCCAUCCGUCCAGCGAGACACUAUGCAACCCCAGCGCCAUCACCUUCCAGGCCUCUGCCUCCUGCUUCUCUCCUGGUUCCUGCUCCACCUCACAGCAGUCGAAGCUGGACGUCCAGGGGUGACCUGCCCCGCCGCCUGCUUGUGCGCCAGCAACAUCCUGAGCUGCUCCAAGCAGCAGCUGCCCAACGUCCCCCAGGCCCUGCCCAGCUACACGGCGCUUCUGGACCUCAGCCACAACAACCUGAGCCGCCUGCGGGCCGAGUGGACCCCCAUCCGGCUCCCCCACCUGCACUCGCUGCUGCUGAGCCACAACCACCUGCACUUCAUCUCCUCCGAGGCCUUCACCCCCGUCCCCAACCUCCGCUACCUGGAUCUGUCCUCCAACCAGUUGAGGACGCUGGAUGAGUUCCUAUUCAGCGAGCUCCAGUCCUUGGAGGUUCUGCUGCUCUACAACAACCACAUCAUGGCAGUGGACCGCUGCGCCUUCGACGACGUGGGCCAGUUGCAGAAACUCUACUUGAGCCAGAACCAGAUCACCCGCUUCCCUCUGGAGCUGGUCAAGAAAGGAGCCAAGUUCCCCAAACUUACCCUCCUGGAUCUCUCCUCCAACAAGCUCAACAACUUACCCCUGCCUGAACUGCAGAAGCUGCCCGCGUGGAUCAAGAACGGGCUGUACCUGCACAACAACCCCCUCACGUGCGACUGUGAGCUCUACCAGCUCUUUUCCCACUGGCAGUACCGGCAGCUGAGCUCCGUGCUGGACUUCCAGGAAGACCUGUACUGCAUGAAAUUCAAGAAGCUCCACAACGUCUUCAACCUGGACUUCCUCAACUGCAGCGAGUACAAGGAGCGUGCCUGGGAGGUCCACCUGGGCGACACCUUUUCCAUCAAGUGUGACACCAAACAGCAGGGCAUGACCAAGGUGUGGGUCGCACCGAACAGCGAGCGGGUGCCGGACAAGGCGGCCAAUAGUUCUGUGACCGUUGAGAACGGCAGCCUUCACUUCCAUCAGGUGCAGGUGGAAGAUGGGGGUGUGUACACCUGCUAUGCCAUGGGGGAAGCUUUCAACGAGACAUUGUCCGUGGAGCUAAAAGUGUACAAUUUCACUCUGCAUGGGCAUCACGACACCUUCAACACCGCCUAUACAACCCUGGUGGGCUGUAUCCUCAGCGUGGUCCUGGUCCUCAUAUACCUGUACCUCACCCCUUGCCGCUGCUGGUGCCGGGGUGUGGAGAAGCCUUCCAGCCAUCAAGGGGACAGUCUCAGCUCUUCCAUGCUCAGUACCACACCCAACCACGAGCCCGUGGCUGUCGAGGAAAAGGAUGAUGGCUUUGAUCGGCGGGUGGCCUUCCUGGAACCUGCUGGACCCGGCCAGGGUCAGAAUGGCAAGCUCAAGCCGGGCAACACCCUGCCUGUGCCUGAGGCAGCCGGCAAGGGCCAGCGGCGGCUGUCGGAUCCCGAGUCCGUUAGCUCGGUCUUCUCUGAUACACCCAUUGUGGUGUGAGCAGGGUGCGUUGGUGGGGAGCUUGUACCCCCAGAGAGGUGAUGCACUCAGAAGGCUCUGAGGGGAUGGAAGAGAGGGCUGACUGCCUCCAAGGGGUGGGUUCCCCAGCCUGGAGGGAAUGGGUCACCAAUAUAACCGCAGGCAAGACCCCAGCCAAGAUGUGGCUGUCCCAUUUUUCCAAGGCUGGUGGAUGAAUGUCAGGUGAAAGCGAUACUCCUCCCUGAGGCCUGACAGUCUUGCUUGAGUGGGAGAGGGAGUGCCUGUGUUGGGGAGGCAAAAGGAAGAGUGGAAUCCCUCAACUUUUUCAAGGUCAUUUCUAGCUUCUUCAGAGAAAAUCAUUCGGGGGCACCAUUUUUUUCAUUCCAUCUUGGCUCACCCACACCUAUAUUAUUGUGCAUGUUGGAGAGAGCUCCCUACAGCAGGCAGAAGCUAUGGAGGGGGUGGUCUUCUUGGCCAAGAAGUCAUAUGUCACAGCAGGGAAAAUGGGAACCUUGGGAAAAUAAGUCAGGGAGAGGGUAAGGGUGAGAUGUUAACCAGAAAACUCACCACAGCUGGGGUACAGCUUCCCACUUCUUCCUUCCUCCUUCCCAGUGAGCUGGGUAGAUCUGGGUGGGAGCUCGGCCUCUGUUGGUCGAUAUGGCAACAGUGUGAGAUGGCGGGGCCAAUCGACUUUGGCCCAGAGAAUAGCUUUGCUGAGGAUAACAGUAUGAACUAGGGUCCACAUCCCAGCACGAAGACAUAUAGGUGAGGGGCAACCUUAAACAGGCCGAUUCCCUGGCUGCUGACACCCAUGGUGUGUCAGGUGUGGCCACUGAAGGCAGAGAGAGUGUUGGGGCCUUCUGCCACAGAUGUGAGGGGUGAAGCUGCCUCCCACCAGGAUGGGCAACUGCCUCUAUUAUGUAGCACCCACUCGGACCAACCUUAUUUUUGGGGGAUGCCCUCUCUUCCACGUUCUUAUCGUGCCUGGUGGGGUUUGCAGUUUUACCUAAUUUGCUGCCCUACAACAGUAGGAGUUGCUGAAAAAUCUGGUCCCCCACUGUGUGAGAUUGGGCUUGGCCUGGGGAGCAACCCCUGUGCAAUCUCCUUAGCUCCAAAGAAUCUCACUUUUGCACCAGGCCAAAGCCUGGGACAUCACCAGAAGGUUGGGAUGGAGUCGUCAUCACUUCACCCUUCCCCACAUCCCCAAUCCUUGAGAAGUUUGGAGGGUGACUGAGUUCUCUUUCCUCUCCACACAGUCCAUGUAGCACUUACCUAGAGGCAUGAGGACAGCAUCAGCCACCACUGUCCCUCAGCCAGACUGGUUGAGUUCCACAUUCUGGUGGUGAGGGCAGAGGAACUUAAGAACAGGCCCAUGCCCCAUCCCAUCCAGGAUCUAGGAAUAUUGGGGAGCAGAGAUCACAGUUCUUUCUAUGCAAGCCUGGCAGAUGGUCCCUUAGAGUUUAGGCUUGGGCACUGGGCAGGGCAGAUGUGAAAGUGUCUUCCGAUGUGGGUCUUUCAUGGAGUCUUCUCCUGUCUCCCUGGGUUCCCUUUCUACUGGGCUUGUCCAAAUCUUGUUUCUUCACCUGGCCUUUAGGGUCCAACAAACAUCACGUUCCUGUGGGUGCAGAUGCAGGCUGGGACUGACCCUCCCUGCUGCUUAGUGGGAAGGGCUGCUCGUCCUUGGGUAGGGAACUGCCUGUGUGGAGUGAGCUAGCCAUGGGCCCCCCUAUGCCCUUCCUCCAGUCCCUGCAUGCUCACAGGUGUGCAUGCUCGCACUCAGGUAUGCAUUUUGAGGCGGACAUGCACAUCUGCACCUGCCUUCCAUUGAUAUGCUGCAUCCUACCUCUGCUGAUUUCCACCACUCAGAAUGGCCUCUCUUUGUGUGCAGCUCAUACCCACAAGUUUCUUUCCUGUAGGAGAGACAGUGACCAUGCCAGGCUCCCCCAUUACAGCUAGUGUU